AAUGAGCAGGCUGCCUGGGGAGCGGAGAAGCUCUCUCGGAGGGGAGAUGUUAGAGAGCGGAGACAGAUUCCUAGGCCAGGAGCUACCGCACCCCGUGGCUCCAGCGGAGCGUCGCAUCCGGAGCCCACUCACUGCAGCUGGGAUUCAGGCAGCGGAAGAUGCUCCGGGUGUCCGCCGUGCUGUGUGUGUGUGCAGCCGCUUGGUGCAGUCAGGCUCUCGCAGCCGCCGCGGCCGUGGCUGCGGCCGGGGGGCGGUCGGACAGCGGUAAUUUUCUGGAUGAUAAACAAUGGCUCACCACAAUCUCUCAGUACGACAAGGAAGUCGGACAGUGGAACAAAUUCCGAGACGAAGUAGAGGAUGAUUAUUUCCGUAUGUGGAGUCCAGGAAAACCCUUCGAUCUGGCUUUAGAUCCUGCGAAAGAUCCAUGCUUAAAGAUGAAAUGUAGUCGCCAUAAAGUAUGUAUUUCUCAAGAUUCUCAGACUGCAGUCUGCAUUAGUCACCGGAGGCUACUUCACAGUGCAAAAGAAGCAGGGGUAGGUCAUAAGCAGUGGAGAGCUCUCCCAUCACCCACCUGCAGCCAGUGCCCGAUGGUCUCCACGAGCCCUGUGUGUGGUUCUGACGGUCAUUCCUACUCCUCUCAGUGCAAACUAGAAUAUCAGGCGUGUGUCUUAGGAAAACAGAUCUCAGUCAAAUGUGAAGGACGGUGCCCAUGUCCUGCAGAUAAGUCUGCGAUUAUAAGCAGAAAUGUUAAAAGGGCAUGCAGUGACGUGGAAUUCAGGGAAGUGGCCAAUCGAUUACGGGACUGGUUCAAAGCCCUUCAUGAAAGUGGAAGCCAAAAUAAGAAGACAAAAGCAUUGCUGAGGCCCGAAAGAAGCAGAUUUGACACAAGCAUUUUACCAAUUUGCAAGGAUUCACUUGGUUGGAUGUUUAACAGACUUGAUACAAACUAUGACCUACUGCUGGACCAGUCGGAGCUUGGGAGCAUUUACCUUGAUAAGAAUGAACAAUGUACCAAGGCAUUCUUCAAUUCUUGUGACACAUACAAGGACAGUUUGAUAUCAAACAAUGAGUGGUGCUACUGUUUCCAAAGACAGCAAGACCCACCUUGCCAGACAGAGCUCAGCAAUAUUCAAAAGAGACAAGAGAUAAAGAAGCACCUGGGACAAUACAUUCCCCUGUGUGAUGAAGAUGGUUAUUACAAGCCAACACAAUGCCAUGGAAGUAUUGGGCAGUGCUGGUGUGUUGACAGAUAUGGAAAUGAAGUAAUAGGAUCCAGAAUAAAUGGUGUGGCUGAUUGUGCUUUAGAUUUUGAGAUCUCCGGAGAUUUUGCAAGUGGAGACAUCCACGACUGGACUGAUGAUGAAGAUGAUGCAGAAGACGUAAUGAAUGACAAAGAAGAAAUUGAAGAUGAUGAUGAAGAGGAAGGAGAUGAUGAUGAUGAUGGUGAUGACCAUGAUGGGUACAUUUGAUCAGUGAGAGCUGAGGUCAAUAAAUUCCACCUGUCUAACAUUUACAAAGCGAUAGCCUAUGGAGAAUUACCUUUCUGCUCCCAAAAGAAGUAAUUCUAAACCUCACAUCUAUUUUGUAUAAUUAUUUCAAAUAUUGCAGCUAAAAGUCAUAGAACAUUAAAUUUAAAAAAAAGAAUAAUUUAUUCUCAGUUUUUAUAUGCCUUAGAGAAAAAGAAAAUACAUAUGGAGGAUAGCCAGACAGAAGAUAGUUGGGAAGAGCUACUACAACAAUUUCUCAUAAAAUCAAACUUGUAAAUGUUCCACAAACUAAAAACCGAUAUUGCUUGGGAUCCUAUGUGCUGUUUCUAUGAAAGAUACUCUGUACGUUAAACUUAUUGUAAUUUUUGUGUGACUGGAACUCAAGGAUUUUAUAAAGUUAUGCAUGACUUUACACACAAAUCCAAGUAGCAUCUUGCCAGACAUCAGGGUACAUGAAAGAGACAUCCUAUAGUUAAAUAAACAAAAUGACCUUUCUAGAAUUCUUUUUAAUAGUGAUUUUUCAAUUGUAAUGUUUUCUGGAUAUGAUGGGUUUUUUAUAAAGUGGAAAAUAUGGAAAAUAAUGGAUCUUGAGAGCUAAAUAUUAGUUUUCCUUUCUAGUUUUUAUUUUAAUUUGAAUGGCAGUCUCACGUAUAUUUUUAAUAUUCUUAAUAGCAUGAUUUCUAUAUUUCUCUAUCCUUCUGACCAGCAAUUUCAUAAUAUACUUUAAAGUAGAAGACAGAUUCAUUUCUGCCAUAUUUUCAGAAUUAGUUUUUCAUUUGCCCUGUGAUCAAAUUUUAAAAUAUUAAUUCUGAUUUAUUUACUGAUUUAGAUAAAUUUUUUACAUUCAAUCUUAGAAUUAUGCCAUUUUUGUUAGUAGUGCUGAAACUUAGAGAACGUAUUGUAUGGUGCCUUGCAAAAAAUAGAAAUAGAAAGGUUUAGCAUGCAUACCAAUAUAGGAUAUUAGGCAAUAUUUAAGCACACCUAAUUAACAAAUUAACACAGUAAAGGUACUGCUGCUGGAAUGAAGAAAAUGGAAUAUGUGUCUUUCUUUUUUUCUAUUGUUACAUAAUUGCCAUGUGGACUUGUUUAUCUUAAUGUGUAGAGUGACAUUUAAGAUUUAACUAUAGCAAAAAUUGCUUUAAUUGCUAUAUUUUAGUUAGCAUGUUAAUUAAUUGUGUAGACAUUUUGGCACACCAUCACUUUUAAGUAUAUCAGAUCAAUGAUUUAGUGCCCAUAAUAAAAAUGGAAAAACUUGUUGAAUGAUACACAAUAGUAUCUUUAACUUCAACAGUGGACUGACUGGUUUAAUAUUAUAAUAUCCAUUGAAAGCAAAAUUGUUGGAUUCGUUCCAUUUAAUUUAUAUACACUAAAUAAAAUCUAAUGGUGAUCUUACAUAAUA
Molecule: messenger RNA, 2886 nt
Organism: Chinchilla lanigera (long-tailed chinchilla)
Lineage: Eukaryota; Metazoa; Chordata; Mammalia; Rodentia; Chinchillidae
Gene: Spock3
Product: sparc/osteonectin, cwcv and kazal-like domains proteoglycan (testican) 3
Exons: 12
Coding region: 159-1469 (436 amino acids)
Molecular function (GO): calcium ion binding; protein binding
Source: RefSeq, a predicted model, not a curated record